This is a messenger RNA of Salvia hispanica, 913 nucleotides long. RefSeq names its product small ribosomal subunit protein eS8-like. Gene Ontology annotation, molecular function: structural constituent of ribosome. NCBI's taxonomy places the organism in Eukaryota, Viridiplantae, Streptophyta, Magnoliopsida, Lamiales, Lamiaceae. Gene Ontology annotation, biological process: translation. Gene Ontology annotation, cellular component: ribosome. The record is from RefSeq and is a predicted model, not a curated record.
GCCCAAUGAAUGGGCCCAAGAAGAGUUGUAUUUGAAAUCUAGGGUUUCAUAAAAGCAGAGGUACACUCUCCCUACCGCAACCGGAGCUCAUUCACCAGCAGUCAUGGGUAUUUCUCGCGAUUCUAUGCACAAGCGGCGUGCCACUGGAGGCAAGAAGAAGGCAUGGAGGAAGAAGCGAAAGUAUGAGCUUGGAAGACAGCCAGCAAACACUAAGUUGUCCAGCAACAAGACAGUUCGCAGGGUCAGGGUUCGCGGAGGCAAUGUGAAGUGGCGCGCGUUGAGGCUUGAUACUGGAAACUACUCUUGGGGAAGUGAAGCUGUGACCCGAAAGACGCGUAUUCUGGAUGUUGUUUAUAAUGCAUCCAACAAUGAGCUGGUCCGAACCCAGACUUUGGUGAAGGGUGCUAUUGUUCAGGUGGAUGCUGCACCCUUCAAGCAGUGGUAUCUUCAGCAUUAUGGUGUUGAAAUUGGUCGCAAGAAGAAGACUGCCUCAAAGAAGGAAGGAGAGGAGACUGAGACUGCUGUGACUGAAGAGACCAAGAAGAGUAAACAUGUCCUGAGAAAACUAGAAAAACGCCAAGAGGACCGUAAAAUUGACCAACAUAUUGAGGAACAAUUUGGCGGUGGCCGUCUGUUAGCUGCGAUCGCCUCUCGUCCAGGACAAUGUGGGCGAUGUGAUGGUUAUAUUUUGGAGGGCAAGGAAUUAGAAUUUUACAUGAAGAAACUGCAGAAGAAGAAGGGAAAAGGUGCAAGCACCGCAUAAGUUAUGUCAUGAUAAACUAAAAUUUUGCAGUCCAGAAUUAUCUUAUGUUUUCACCUUUUGUACUGAACAAAAUUGUCAAGACAUUACUCUCUGAGCCAUACUAUUAAGUUAGUUGUCAAGACAUUAUGUCUUAACUUUUUCUUUCUGAUA